Molecule: messenger RNA, 6961 nt
Organism: Aedes albopictus (Asian tiger mosquito)
Lineage: Eukaryota; Metazoa; Arthropoda; Insecta; Diptera; Culicidae
Gene: kek6
Exons: 2
Coding region: 373-2586 (737 amino acids)
Molecular function (GO): protein binding
Source: RefSeq, a predicted model, not a curated record
UAACUUUAUCACAGAAAUUUCAUCCCGAUUGAAUCAAACUUUGCGAUAAUGGUAACACUUUUUGCCCUUAUCUUACUUACACUUACAGACAGACAACGUCCAUUCCGAGCCGGUGCUGCUGGUAGUGGAGGUGGCCGUCCGUUGCAGUUCAUGUCGCAGCACUGACCAGCCAGCCAGCAGCAGGACCAACCAAACGACCGAACGACCAUCACAAUAGCCAGAGACGGCCAAGGGCGAUGGUGGUGGUGGUGGUGGUGGUGGUGAUGACCGAACGGCUCUCAUCCUAGGCGACCACGGCGACGGAGAAAGGAGAAACUUUUUAAUGGAAACGCCAAGUGCAACUUUAUCGUUCAACUAUGUUUAAUCGCCAAAAUGAUACAGUUCUGCUUAACAGUGCUACUUUUCCUAGUCUCACCGGUGCUCAGUGUUGACUGGACGGCGAGCUGUCCGGCCAGUUGCAUCUGCAAGUGGUCCAGCGGAAAGAAAUCGGCCCUCUGCAACAAUCUCACCAUUUCAUCGAUCCCGGCGAACCUGUCCACCGAGCUGCAGGUGCUGGUGCUGAACGACAACAACAUCGCGUACCUCAACCGGGAAGAGUUCACCAGCUUGGGCUUGGUGAACCUGCAGAAGAUCCACCUGAAGCACUCCCGGGUGAAGUACGUUCACCGGGAGGCUUUCACCAAUCUGAAGAUCCUGAUCGAGGUGGAUCUGAGCGAGAAUGAGAUCGAAUCGUUGGAUAAGCAAACCUUCGCCGGUAACAAUAGGUUAAGGAUAAUUUAUUUGUACAGUAAUCCGUUAAAGCACUUGGUGUCGGAUCAGUUCCCAGUGUUACCAUAUCUGAGGAACAUCGAUCUGCACAAUUGUCAGCUGAAUAGCAUAGCCGAAACGGCAUUCUCCAACUUGGAGUUGUUGGAAUUCCUGGACUUGACGAAGAAUCAGCUGGAAUAUUUGCCGCACUACGUGUUCAACCAUAUGAAGAACCUGAAGACGCUGCUGCUGGAGGAGAAUCCUUGGAACUGUGACUGCCACCUGCGAGAUUUCCGAGGGUGGUAUUUGAACAAUUCACUAAACAGGAGAAGCUUACAGUGCCAUCGACCGUUCAGUUUGAAGGGCCUAACGUGGGAGUCGGUGGAGACGGACCAAUUCGGGUGCGUUCCACACGUGGAGGUGUUCCGAGAUAAUGCCGAUGACAUUGAGGAUUUGGGGGCGAACAUUACCUAUCGCUGCUUGGUUUAUGGGGAUCCGGAGCCAUCAGCGACGUGGGAUCUCAACGGGAAGAUAGUGGAUCAGGAGCUGGUGGAAACGGAGCGGGUCACAAGGAUCGGUGAGCAGACGAUCAUAUGGAGUAAUCUGACGAUACUGAACAUCACCAGUAACGAUUCGGGGUACUACACGUGCACUGCCAGCAACAAGAUCGGAUUCGAAAGCAAGAACUUCAGUUUGAUACUGCCGGAGGUGGUGGAACGGGUGAUCAUCAAGACACCGGAGACAUUUUGGUACUUUGGGUUGAUUCUGGGAAUUUUCGGGACGAUAUUUGGAUUGCUUUCGUUGUCCGUGGUGAUCUGCUUAUGUAAGAGAAAGUUCCGAACACGGCGAAGAAAGAAGAAUAUCAAAAGUAGCGUAAGUUUCAACGACCAAGAGAAGAAACUGCUCGAUUUGAGUAUAACGACCAACGAGCGACAGGAGUUCAGUGCGAGUGACGUGAUGACUCCUUCGACGAAGACGGAUUCCACGAUAGCGAUGGAACCGGUGCAGAUAACCAUCGAGUCGAUAGCGGCUAAACGGGAAGAAUUCCCGCUAAACGUGGGGGUAUUUCCACCGCCGCCGGAGUUUUGCUCCCAGAUGGUCCCGAAUCCAGCGUACGGCAACAUCUUCAUUUCCGUAUCGGUGACGCAGGAUGCGUUGGACAAUCCCGAUCUGAACAUGUAUCCCGAUUUAUUGAACAUUCCAAAUCGAGCGAAAGGAAAGCUGAUUCCGGUGAAUGUGUCUUCGUAUGCGACGCUGCCUCGGAAGAACCGACCAGCUCUGACGGCGUCAUCUUCCGCCUGUAGUAGUCAACCGCCCUCGCUAACGGCGGUUGCUCCUCCAACGAUUCCAACGCAACAUUCCACCGCGUCGACCAGUGGUGUGAUAGCGCCGGUGGAAACCCUCCAGCUGCAGGACAGUAUCGUCAAUUACUCGAACAUCGAAGAGUCGUGCGAGAUCACCGGUCUCAACAACAAUCCGGCUGCCAUGUGCCAGGAGUGCAGCAAACUUAUCAACUCCUCCGCCAAAAUGAACGUCAGGUUCAGCAAAGCUGAGCUGGUCAACAGGUGCGAAAACAGCUUCCCAUGCUUGAAGUACGACAACAUGGGCCGACGGUACACUGCGAGUGGUAACUCCACAAUGUCCCUACCGGAGGAGAAUCGCCAGGUUGUGCUGGAGCAGGAGAGUAUAUUCAUCAAGCAGGAGAUUGAACCGAUCAAGGAAAUCCCGACGCCUCCGCUAGCACCAGCGACUCCGACCGGUUCGGGACUCAGCCCUGGACCUUCCGGACUCGGCCCGGCCGCUGUAUUCGUGACAGGAAACGAUUUUGUCUCGCUGUAGUGCCCCUCCCAAAUCCACGCGAUAGUACAAACUUCAUCAUCCCCUCAGAACCCAUCCUCCCCACAAGCGUAUGCAUGGAUCCUAAGUUGACAACGCAGACGGAACCGGUGGUGCAGCCUAGAAAAGAAAUAAGGGCAAUGCCCUUUGGAAGCGAUCGCCUGUUUUAUAGAUGCCACAGAGAGUAAAAAAACAUAAACGAACCACAAAGUGUGAUAUAACGAACCUAAUUACAGUUAAGGUACACCAUAAUCAAUAUGAACUACGAGCUAUAGAGAAAAAGAGUCGCAUUUUUUCCUUCCUACAGAAAAAAAACAUUUAGCUAAAACAAACACACUCACUCUAGCUGACAACAGGUACUCGAAACUAUAGAAAUCCACAAAAUUGAACUACUACCACUAUACGGAAACCAUAGCGCCUACCGCGAAUCAAACUGGGAAAAGUUAACCGAAAUAGUCAAUCGAAACAGAUAGUUCAAUUGAUGACAGAAAAAAAACACAUGCAUACACAUUUCCAUACAUUUCAGGUGGCUUGUGCAACAGAAUAUUUCAUUUGUAAGAAAGAAUUAGUGAGACAAGUAUGAGUAGGAGUUUAUCACAUUUUCUGGCAUUGCAUUUCCGGGGAUCCGAUUUCCCGAGAAGAAGGAAACACUUCCUAUGCUGUUGAACUAUUGAAAUUGCUUGAACUAUUGGAAUCAGAGAUGGCUCAUUCCAGAAAACAAAUUUUAAGGAAUGAUACUAUCAUUAAGUCACAUUGCAUAUUUCUGAUAAAUAUGUAUACUUUGUAGAGGAUUCUGAGCGAUAGAAGAUUGCGGUUUCAGGUAGCGAAAAGAAAUUCACCACUUGGUAGAUCGGAUGCCAAUCUAGGUAAAAAUUCAGAGAGCAUUAGGCAGAUUUUUCAGCAGGGUUGUGCAAUUUCAGGAUUGCUAAUGCCUAACGACACUCACUCUGAUUCUCACUUCAAACGACAAACACCGUCCAUCAAAACAGAAUCAAACUAUGCCAAAGCAAUUCAAGCUAACACCGACAAAAUCCAUCAGCAAUGAUCGUUUCUUCUGCUCUAAGCACACGAUAAAACACGAAACUUUGUCUGCUUGAUUUUUUUCUUUUACGACUUAUAUUCAUAUUUUUCUCUCGUUUGUCGGAUGAAGAUCACCGCGUCUAGAUUUUAGAACUAUUGUGAUAUUCCCUUUUGCUGUGGUAACAUGUUUGUCCUGAGAUACCUUGGUAUCAACUGAACUCAAGGCUACCUAUUAUGUAUUGAUGAACAGAGAUCCUGAGUUACAGUAUGUGAUUCCCCCAUUCUGGCUAGAUUAUAAAGUCAACCACGUCCUUGGGAGACAAGAGCAUCCAUAUUUAUCAGGUAUCAGGUAUCAUAAGGCCGGCUCCAGAGGCACGUUAUCCUCCAUUUGGGACAUUCGUGCCAUCGCCAUACAUGUUAGCCUAUUUCAUCAUUUACUUGAGGGAGAAAGGGACAAGGAAUGGAAUGGGAUUAGGAAAGGGUACCCUUCCCGAUCAGCCUAGAUAGCUGUGUAGUGUCUGUAGCGGUUAGUUUAACUGGCUAAGAAUAGCACUACGGACCGCCUGUUCCAGUGGUAGGAAUCCACUAAUCAGUUGACCCCUAAUUCAUGGUGUUAUGCGGCUUUACGCUUACCGUGCCUAGGAAUGAAUGGUUAGGGGGGUCUUAUAAAAACCUAAUCGCAAACGGAGCCUGUGGAGUACCAGGGCGCCCUCCACAGUAUUUGCCCUUACUGUGCUAACCGGAGCAAUAGCGUGGUGGACCUUGUGUUUCUCCGAGACAAUCAGCUGCCCUUCUUCAAUAUCAUACUUGAGGCUGAAUAAGGGCGGGAUUAUGAAGAUGUUAUUAAUUAGUUUAAAUUUUCACCUAUAUGGUUUCGCAUUAUGCGUUUUACACAGUGUAUCCUGUGCAUCCUCGCCUUUGGCGCACUCAAAUCGAUACCGAUCUGGCUUUAUUGUUGCUGUGAUUGUUAAGAGUUUAAUCUUGCCUAGUUUGGGUAGUGGCUACGGUUAGGAUAGCUCAGAUCAAUCUUCAGCACAAAAGAACAGCAACGAUUAAUCUUUGUAGACUUAUGCAAAAUGGUACAGCCCAAGUGGCGUUAGUCCAAGAACCUUACUUUCGUAAGGGGAAUUUCUAUCUAGGAAACCUUGUGAAUCCGCUGUUUGCUACUUUCAGUAAAAAUGAAAUGGCAAACACACGUGUCAUGCCUCGAGCAUGUGUGCUUGUCAACAACGCAAUCAUUGCUACAGUUAUCUCUGAACUAACUACCAGAGAUGUAUGUGCUAUCACAAUCGAUGUAUCUGUUGGAAACCUCAACAGGAUAUACGUUUAUUGUUCGGUUUAUUUACCGCAUGAUGAACCAUCCCCUACGGAUGCUUUCAAGUAAGUCAUUGCAUACUGCAGUUCAAAAGGCCUUCCGCUAAUUGCACUAGUUUACAGCAUUUUUGAACUCGGUAAGCUGAUGAUCGUUUUUGAUAUAGAAUCGUGCCCUGAGCUCGAAAACCCAAAGGGAAAAAAAUACAGUAGAGCGGAUUUUUUUUCGACUUUCCAUACAAGGUUGAUGAUUUUAAAUCGAUUUUUGUUCUAUUUUUAAGCAAAGUCGCUCACUUCACACAUCUCAUUCUCCGUAAUCAAUGCUCCGAUUGAGCUGAAUUUUUUACUGUAACUCGCCUACAUAUGAUAUGUCAAAUAAACGUUGACAAAGAAUUUUUUAAAUAUUUUUUUCUUAUCGAAAAAAACACAUUUCUUCAUAUAUUUUUGGAAAAUUUGCUAAAGUUUAAGGAGAACGUCCCCAAAACUCGCCAAUAUCUUGAAUUUCGUCAAUCUGACGCAAAACCUGCUUUCAGAUGAUCGAAUGGUACUAUAUUCAGCUUUUAAUUUAUGGAAAAAGAUUUAAAAUUGGUUGAAUAAAACGCAAGAUAUUUUAAUUUAUUAAAUUCCAUAUUUUAAAAAGCUGUAACACUCGAUAUUGAGCUAAAACUCAAAAACUGAUCUACUUUUAAUUUUUCAAAGCACAUUUCCAAAUCAGCGCUAAAUUAUGCUUCAAAAAUUUUGGCCAUUGACAGAAGUUCACGACUUUCGUUUUAUUUUGAAAACUAGUGUUGUUGAUAGUGAUGCUAAUGCUCACCAUAUAAUCUGGGGCAGCUCAGACAUUAAUUUGAGAGGCUCCAGUUUGAUGGAAUACUUAAGUAGUACAGAUCUUGGAUUACUUAACAUAGGCAACCGCCCAACCUUCAUGGUAUCUGGUAGAGAAGAAGUGUUAGACAUAACGCUUUGCUCUAGCAGAAUUAGUCUUGAGCUGACCAAUUGGCAUGUGUCAGAUGAAGAAUCUUUAUCUGACCAUCGCUACAUCUUUUUUGAAUAUCCAAAUGUUACUUCGCAAACAUUGCGUUUCAGGAAUCCCCGGUCAACAAACUGGGAUCUUUUUACUGAUUUGGUUGCGACUAAGGCACUCUAAGGAUUUCCGAGUGAACGAACUUCGUUUGUCAAAUGGCGAUCAGACUUCCUCUGAUGAGGAAGCUCUGGGAUGCUUAUUCAGCACACACUUCCCUGGAUGUGUGGAUAUUACAUCUUCGGAUGAACCUGAUGUCUUUUCUUGUAGUUAUGAUUCUUUAGCUUUGGCUAGGGGUAUUGUAACUAUAGAAUCGAUUGAGUGGGCUCUUAAUAGCUUUGCUCCUUUCAAAUCUCCUGGGGCAGAUGGGAUUUAUCCUAUUAUGCUUCAGAAGGGAUUUGAUCAUUUAAAACAUGUUUUGAAAAAAAUACUUGUUUGCAGUUUUGCUACAGGGUAUAUUCCCAAAUCCUGGCGGGAUAUUACUGUGAAGUUUAUUCCGAAAGUGGGUUGUCGUAUGAAGAAGCAAAGAGCUUCAGACCUAUCAGCUUGAUCUCUUUUCUUCUGAAAUGCUUAGAACGCAUGUGGAUCAUCACAUCCGUGAUGUUCAUCUGGCCAACGUGCCUCUUCAUGUGAACCAACAUGCCUACCAAUCUGGUAAGUCCACUGUGACUCUUUUACACAAGGUUGUUUACGAUAUCGAGAAAGCAUUCGCUCAAAAGCAAUCUUGUUUGGGUGUUUACUUAGAUAUCGAGGGUGCCUUUGACAAUGUGCCUUUCGAUGCCAUAUUGGAAGCCGCACGGAGUCAUGGUAUAUCUCCAAUGAUUUCCAAUUAGAUUCAUCAAAUGCUCAAAAACCGAUAUCUCUUCUCGACAUUGCGUCUAGCAGGGAUUAGGAAAUUGAGUGUUUGUGGAUGCCCCCAAGGGGGAGUCUUGUCUCCGCUUUUGUGGAAUCUCGUAGCAGAUACGCUAUUGAGGUAACUCAAUAAUAGCGGUUUUCAUACUUAUGGUUUUGCCGACGACUAUCUAGCAU